AUGGCAACAAUGUUAAAGGGUGAGCUGAGAGAGCAGAGCGAGCCCAGCCCCGGCCAGCUGCUCUUCCGCCCACCUCAGCAGCCGGAGCCGCCAGGCCCGGCAUCCCCUGCAGGAGCCUGCCCCCGGCCAGCUGCUCUUCCGCCCACCUCAGCAGCCGGAGCCGCCAGGCCCGGCAUCCCCUGCAGCAGCCUGCCCCCGGCCAGCUGCUCUUCCGCCCACCUCAGCAGCCGGAGCCGCCAGGCCCGGCAUCCCCUGCAGGAGCCUGCCCCCGGCCAGCUGCUCUUCCGCCCGCCUCAGCAGCCGGAGCCGCCAGGCCCGGCAUCCCCUGCAGCAGCCUGCCCCUGGCCAGCUGCUCUUCCGCCCACCUCAGCAGCCGGUGCCGCCAGGCCCGGCAUCCCCUGCAGCAGCCUGCCCCCGGCCAGCUGCUCUUCCGCCCACCUCAGCAGCCGGAGCCGCCAGGCCCGGCAUCCCCUGCAGGAGCCUGCCCCCGGCCAGCUGCUCUUCCGCCCACCUCAGCAGCCCGAGCCGCCAGGCCCGGCAUCCCCUGCAGCAGCCUGCCCCCGGCCAGCUGCUCUUCCGCCCACCUCAGCAGCCGGAGCCGCCAGGCCCGGCAUCCCCUGCAGCAGCCUGCCCCCGGCCAGCUGCUCUUCCGCCCACCUCAGCAGCCGGAGCCGCCAGGCCCGGCAUCCCCUGCAGCAGCCUGCCCCCGGCCAGCUGCUCUUCCGCCCACCUCAGCAGCCGGUGCCGCCAGGCCCGGCAUCCCCUGCAGCAGCCUGCCCCCGGCCAGCUGCUCUUCCGCCCACCUCAGCAGCCGGAGCCGCCAGGCCCGGCAUCCCCUGCAGCAGCCUGCCCCCGGCCAGCUGCUCUUCCGCCCACCUCAGCAGCCGGAGCCGCCAGGCCCGGCAUCCCCUGCAGGAGCCUGCCCCCGGCCAGCUGCUCUUCCGCCCACCUCAGCAGCCGGAGCCGCCAGGCCCGGCAUCCCCUGCAGCAGCCUGCCCCCGGCCAGCUGCUCUUCCGCCCACCUCAGCAGCCGGAGCCGCCAGGCCCGGCAUCCCCUGCAGCAGCCUGCCCCCGGCCAGCUGCUCUUCCGCCCACCUCAGCAGCCGGAGCCGCCAGGCCCGGCAUCCCCUGCAGCAGCCUGCCCCCGGCCAGCUGCUCUUCCGCCCACCUCAGCAGCCGGAGCCGCCAGGCCCGGCAUCCCCUGCAGCAGCCUGCCCCCGGCCAGCUGCUCUUCCGCCCACCUCAGCAGCCGGAGCCGCCAGGCCCGGCAUCCCCUGCAGGAGCCUGCCCCCGGCCAGCUGCUCUUCCGCCCACCUCAGCAGCCGGAGCCGCCAGGCCCGGCAUCCCCUGCAGGAGCCUGCCCCCGGCCAGCUGCUCUUCCGCCCACCUCAGCAGCCGGAGCCGCCAGGCCCGGCAUCCCCUGCAGCAGCCUGCCCCCGGCCAGCUGCUCUUCCGCCCACCUCAGCAGCCGGAGCCGCCAGGCCCGGCAUCCCCUGCAGCAGCCUGCCCCCGGCCAGCUGCUCUUCCGCCCACCUCAGCAGCCGGAGCCGCCAGGCCCGGCAUCCCCUGCAGCAGCCUGCCCCCGGCCAGCUGCUCUUCCGCCCACCUCAGCAGCCGGAGCCGCCAGGCCCGGCAUCCCCUGCAGCAGCCUGCCCCCGGCCAGCUGCUCUUCCGCCCGCCUCAGCAGCCGGAGCCGCCAGGCCCGGCAUCCCCUGCAGCAGCCUGCCCCCGGCCAGCUGCUCUUCCGCCCGCCUCAGCAGCCGGAGCCGCCAGGCCCGGCAUCCCCUGCAGCAGCCUGCCCCCGGCCAGCUGCUCUUCCGCCCGCCUCAGCAGCCGGUGCCGCCAGGCCCGGCAUCCCCUGCAGGAGCCUGCCCCCGGCCAGCUGCUCUUCCGCCCGCCUCAGCAGCCGGAGCCGCCAGGCCCGGCAUCCCCUGCAGCAGCCUGCCUGCCAGGCAAAGCCCGAGAGCCUGUGUCCAGAGCUAA
This is a messenger RNA of Loxodonta africana (African savanna elephant), 1983 nucleotides long. RefSeq names its product basic proline-rich protein-like. Bases 1 to 1983 code for a protein of 660 amino acids. The record is from RefSeq and is a predicted model, not a curated record. Lineage: Eukaryota; Metazoa; Chordata; Mammalia; Proboscidea; Elephantidae. The transcript has a single exon.